CUCCUCUCUCCUUGCAUCCCUGCAUCCCUCCCUCCCUCUCUCCCUCUCGGCAGUGCAUCCCCAUCCCCCACACGGUGACCGUCUCUUCGUGUGAAAGCUGUCUACCCACUAGCCCGAUAAAACGCUGCUGUAGCAGAGUCUUUCUGCAACGAUCGGAGGCAGGGCAGAUACGGGAGAAAGCACGUACACAUACGGGAGUCUGUUUUUUUGUUCGACCGAGCGGCUUUGAUUUGCAUAUCCACUUCCACUUCUUCCUCAUUUGCAUACAGCAAGAAUGGCGAGCGGGCAUCCCACAGACAAAUUCAGUUUCAUGUAUCAACCAGACACGCACAAGAGUAAGAACAGGUUAUCUUCAGCUAUGAAUCCAGUCUACAGCCCCGUUCAGCCUGGCACCCCAUAUGGAAAUGCCAAGAAUGUGACCUUUACAGGCUAUCCAGGAGGGUAUCCUGCCACGGCUCCCACCUAUACACCCAACCUCUAUCAAACAGGCAGUCCUGGGUAUCCACCUGGAUACACUCCAGCCGGCACCCCAUACAAAGUGCCCCCUACUCAGUCAAAUGGAGCACCUCCUCCCUACACCCCCACUCCCACCCCGUACCCAACAGCCAUGUACCCCAUCCGCAGUGCCUACCCUCAGCAGAAUUUAUACGCACAGACUCACCAACUGUACUGUGUUGGUCAGGGAGCAUACUAUACCCAGCCAGUGUAUGCGGCUCAGCCACAUGUGAUCCAUCACACCACUGUGGUGCAGCCCAACAGCAUCCCCUCCACAGCCCUCUACCCGGCCCCAGUCCCUGUACCUACUCCUCGCAACAACGGCAUGGCUGCCAUGGGGAUGGUUGCUGGGACAACCAUGGCCAUGAGCGCAGGGACUCUGCUGACAACGCCCCAGCACCCCCCGAUCGGAGCACACCCAGUUACUGUGCCAACCUACAGGCCCCAGGGGACACCUGGGUACAGCUACGUACCACCUCAUUGGUAGAGCCCACCCAUCAUAUCUGGAGUCCACCAUCGUAUGCAACUGCUCAAAUCUUACACGGGCUCCCACUGGUAACCAUGGGAGCCUGGCACCUGUCUGCAAGAACAAAACUAAAGUGCAACAGCCACUUUAAUAUUAUUGUUAUUGUUAUUAUGCGACAUUCUUUAACAUUUUUACAAAAGCUGCUUUUAAUUUUUAUUAUUUUCUGUUCAUUUGCCAACCAGUCAUUACUUUUUGUGUGGGGUUGUUUUAUUUUACUUUCUCUCCUUUUUUUUUUUUUUUUCUUCUUCUUCUUCUUUGCUGUGUCUGUCAUUGGAACUCCAGAAGGACUCUUGACCAAUCAUGGGUGUCGGCCGCUCCUGUUUCUGUGUUGUGCUGGUGUGUGUGUGGUCCUGCCUACUGCUGCUCAGUUGGCUGGAAAAUAUUGGGCACUUACUCCUCAUUAUCAUCUCCAUCAGUCAUUACAAAGACUUAUUGUUUAUGCUGCCAAAUUUUCACAAAACCACAAAAUAUCAGCACAGGGUUUUAACAUAAUUAGGGUUUUUGUUUUUAAGGUUAUUUAAUGUCUGUCCUUUUACCUCACUCAACGGAAUGACAUUUUCCUCUCCACUUAUUUGCUACCUUUGUUCUUCCUUCCUGUUCAUCCUUUUAAUCUACUUUGCUUUCAGUCAAAUUUCAGUCGUCUUCCAAUGCCUAGCUGUCCGGAAGUAGUCAGUCCAUCGUUGCUGUUUGUCCUAACAUCUGCAUGUGAGUGCCGUGUCGUUUUGGGCAGAGCACUUGCCAACAAUCACCCAUCCCGCUGCGUGCCCCACUGUGUCCACAUUAGCAUAACACCUAGCGCACACUAAGAAAACAUAACCUACAUGCUACAUACUAUGCAGGCUAGUAUGUUGUGACAAUAUUGAAAUCUUUAACCUAGCUAGAGAACAUUUUGGGGUUGUUUGGGUCAUGCCAGCUUUUGUAUGUGGUUAGCAUACAGUAGGUCAAAAUAGAAAAUUUAAAAAUAUUUAUACUAACGGUGUCAUCAGCAUGGGUGGUUGUGCACACUUUCUCACAUGUACACACAGGGGCUCCUGCGGUGUGUUGGAAACAUAUGAUCACUUAGUGGCACUUACUGUACAGUACUUCCAGUUACAUUGUUACUUAUCAACACACACACAGACACACACACACACACACGACAUGGGUUUUUAGGGGGCUGCGCGGCAGACACAGCCAGCGGAGAGGGAGUUUAAAGGGAUUGUGUUGGCAUGAGGAGAGCAGACAACAAGGGAAGAGGAGGAGCAGACAUAUUUGCAGUCAGUCUCUUCAUUUCAAGGUACAAGACAGUUAAGUUUGUGACAUCUCACCUGCAAGAGACUGCUCAAACACGCUGCUUCUUUGCACUACAUGUAUUGUACAUUGAUUUCUCACUGUGAGUAUAUCAUCUCCUCCUCUUUCCUCCUUCCAGGCGAGGACUAACAAGCAAACACUCAAACCCAGACUGAGUGUACAGUUAAUAACAGACCAGUCAAAUAAAUGUGCUGAUGGAUAGAUGAACGCUGAAAAGACAUUUGGGUUGCAAUUUUAACUUUGCUGGUGUUCCAAUGUGCACACAAGCACAAAACCUGACUGAUUUAAAAAAAAAAAAAAAAAAAAAAAAUGUUUUAUGCAUUCAUGGCACGAGUGUAGAGCUGUGACAAUGCAGUGUUGCUCAGUCACUUAGCUUUAAACCUGUUCAGUUCUUCUGGGACUUGGGAAAAGUGCAGCAUUGACCUCCUGGGGCCAAUUUGAGACUUUGACUUGUACCAGUGUUAUGACAAAAGAAUCAUCCAUUUGUUUGCUGUGAUUAUUUUUGUAAGCGGCAGAGGUUUACACACGUGCAUUUAAACAUUAUUGUCCAUUUUUAAAAAUCUGGCAUAAAGGUUUUAAGAACAUUGUCUUUAGAUGUGGAUGCUAUUUGAGCCAAUGAGACAUGGAUCAUAUACAGCUUUGUUUAUUGUGCUUUGUUUGUACAUACCAAGGUAUUUAGAUGCACCGUAUGAUGAUCCAUCUUAAUGAAACUCAUUCUUUGAGUCUGAGUCUUUGUCUAUUGGUCCUUGGCUGGAGAAAACGGGGGUUGUGGUGUGGCGGUGAUGGGGUUUAAUAUUUAGGUGAGGCCUGUGGUGUGUGGGUUUUUUUUUUUUUUUUUUUUUUUUUUCAGGAUUU
This is a messenger RNA of Monopterus albus (swamp eel), 3166 nucleotides long. It is a transcript of the gene fam168a, whose product is annotated as family with sequence similarity 168 member A. The transcript is spliced from 8 exons. The record is from RefSeq and is a predicted model, not a curated record. Bases 275 to 982 code for a protein of 235 amino acids. Lineage: Eukaryota; Metazoa; Chordata; Actinopteri; Synbranchiformes; Synbranchidae.